Molecule: messenger RNA, 3711 nt
Organism: Salvelinus fontinalis (brook trout)
Lineage: Eukaryota; Metazoa; Chordata; Actinopteri; Salmoniformes; Salmonidae
Gene: hnrnpul1
Product: heterogeneous nuclear ribonucleoprotein U-like 1
Exons: 16
Coding region: 818-3628 (936 amino acids)
Molecular function (GO): protein binding
Source: RefSeq, a predicted model, not a curated record
ACCAAAAGGCCUCCUGGGAUUAAAAAAUAAAUAAAUAAAUACAAUAUAAAUAUAGGACAAAACACACAUCACAACACUACAUAAAGAGAGGCCUAAGACAACAACUUAGCAAGGCAGCAACACAUGACAACACAACAUGGUAGCAGCACAAAACAUGGUACAAACAUUAUUGGGCACAGACAACAGCACAAAGGGCAAGAAGAGAGAGAGAACAAUACAUCAUACAAAGCAUAUACCGGGGUUCUAAUUACGUUGGUAACCAUUUUAUAAUAGCAAUAAGGCAUCCUGGAGGUUUGUGGUAUAUGGCCAAUAAACCACAGCUAAUGAAUGUAACCAGGCACACUAUGUUGCGUCAUGCUUAAGAACAACCCUUAGCCGUGAUAUAUUGGCCAUAUACCAUACCUCCUCUGGCCUUAUUGCUAAAUCAUAGCAGUCAAAACGAGUUAAAUUCAUCCAUUGAUGAAAAAUGAUCUGUCAAGUUUAAUAACGGAAAAUUAUAUUUUGUCUUCCGAAAUUUACCAAUUCCUUUUAUGUCAUGUCAUAGCUAACAAUAAUUAUUAACUUGAGGAAAAACGAAUUUUGCUUCUAAUGUCGAUACAACGAUAACAUUAUGGAAAAGUGCUUUUAUUGUAUAAAUAUGGCUACUCUUCUCUUGCGCGGGUUUUGUGUUGUCAUUGUAAUAGACAUUUGAGCUAGACCUGGCAACCUGCUUAUCAUAAAUCCCAUUCGAGCAAGCGUCCGUCUGUAUUUAUAGGCCAUUUUGUAGCGGGGCAUCAAGCAAAGAAACAUUUAAUAGUUGCAUAGAUCUCCAUGCACCAUGAGGAGUGCUGAGGUGAAGAAACUGAAAGUGAACGAGCUGAAAGAGGAGCUGCGUCGGCGAUCCCUGGACACCAAGGGGCUGAAGGCUGACCUGGUGGAGCGGCUCAAGGCGGCUCUGGAGGCGGAAGCUGCGGAGCCCGGGGGAGCUGCAAGGGGGACACCGGAGCAGGAGUCGGAGCCGGAGCAGGAGCCUGAGCAGGAGCAGCGGGGAGAUGGAGAGGAAGGACUCUCAGCCGGGUUGUUGGGGGAUAAAGGAUUCCCGAACAAAGAUUCUCUAGACAUUGGUGCAGGAGGAGCCCCUGAGGAGGAGAGCAGGGGGGUGGAGAGAGAAGGGUCGUCUGAUUCUGAUCUGGGCUUCAGCGUGCCUGUCUUCACUGCAGACGUCUCUCUCCCUGUCCCUGUUUUCAAGACAGAGGAGACCAAAUUAGCCCUGGCAGAGCAGCGGCAGGGGCAGUCUGAGAGGAAGCAAGAGUAUGAAGUGAAGGUGGAGGUGAAGAAAGAGGACGAGGAGAAAAAGGAGGAAGAGCAGCAACGUGAUCAGGAGCAGCCAGACCUGCAGCCGCAGGCAGGGGUGGGGCCAACCGACAAAUGGGAGGAGAAGGCGGAGCAGAAGGCGGAGCAAACCAAGAUGGAGGAGGGAGACAGACAGGAGGGAGACAGACAGGAGGGAGACAGACAGGAGGGAGACAGGCAGGAGGGAGACAGGCAGGAGGGAGACAGGCAGGAGGGAGACAGGCAGGAGGGAGACCGGCAGGAGGGAGACCGGCAGGAGGGAGACCGGCAGGAGGGAGACCGACAGGAGGGAGACCGGCAGGAGGGAGACCGUCAGGAGGGAGACCGACAGGAGGGAGACCGACAGGGACGCAAGAGACCACAUGACGAGGACCGGGGCAAUGGCUACUACGAGCACCGUGAUGACAAGAGGUCCCGGUCGCCCCAGCCCCCUGCUGAAGAUGAGGACGAGGACUUUGAUGACACUUUGGUGGCUCUGGACACAUAUAACUGUGACCUCCACUUCAAGGUGUCUCGUGAUCAUUACAGCGGCUACCCCCUGACCGUGGAGGGCUUUGCCUACCUCUGGGCCGGAGCUCGAGCAUCCUACGGAGUCAGCAAAGGGAAAGUCUGCUACGAGAUGAAGAUCAUUGAGGAGAUAGCUGUGAAGCACCUCCCGUCCUCUGAGCCUGAUCCCCAUGUGGUCCGGAUAGGAUGGUCCCUGGACUCCUGCAGCACACAGCUGGGCGAGGAAGCGUUUUCGUUUGGAUACGGAGGAACAGGAAAAAAAUCCUCUGACUGUAAGUUUGAAGACUACGGAGAGAAGUUUGGAGAGAAUGAUGUCAUCGGCUGUUUCAUUGACUUUGACACUGGCGGUGAGGAGGUGGAGAUAGCGUUCUCUAAGAACGGGGUGUGGCUAGACGUGGGGUUCCGGGUGUCGAGGGAGGAGCUGGCGGGGCGCCCCCUGUUCCCCCACGUCCUUGUGAAGAACUGUGCCAUCGAGUUUAACUUUGGCCAGAAGGAGGAGCCCUUCCACUCCCCUCCGGAAGGGUUCAGGUUCAUCCAGACUCUGGGUAUUGAAGACAGGACCAGGGGGGCUGUAGGACCAGCCAGCAAAGCUGACUGUGAGAUCCUCAUGAUGGUGGGUCUGCCAGCCUGUGGUAAGACCACUUGGGCCUCAAAACAUAGUGAGAGUCACCCUGAGAAGAAAUACAACACCCUGGGAACUAACGCCAUCAUGGAGAAGAUGAAGGUGAUGGGUCUUCGUCGUCAGAAGAACUACUCUGGUCGUUGGGAAGUUCUGAUCCAACAGGCCACUCAGUGUCUCAACCGCCUCAUCCAGAUCGCCGCGCGCAAGAGACGCAACUAUAUCCUGGACCAGACAAAUGUAUAUGGAUCAGCCCAGAGACGAAAAAUGCGUCCUUUUGAGGGGUUUCAGCGCAAGGCUAUUGUAAUAUGUCCCACGGAGGAGGACUUUAAAGAGCGAACGUUAAGACAAACUGAUGAACAGGGGAAGGAUGUGCCAGAUCAGGCUGUGUUAGAAAUGAAAGCCAACUUCUUGCUCCCUGAGCCGAGUGACUUCCUGGAGGAGGUGGUUUUUGUGGAGCUGCAGCGGGAAGAUGCUUACAAGCUGGUGAAGGGAUACAACGAGGAGGGACGCGAGGCCGGCCCACCCCCCGACAAACGCAACCGUCCGGGAGGGUUCCGUGGCAACGGCGGAGGCUACCAGCGCUAUGACGACCGUGGCGGGCCUCGCGGCGGUGAAGGAUACCAGAGCAGAGACGCAGGGGGAUACAGAAGGGGUAAGGAAGGAACAGACUCCUCCUCAGGCAACAACCGUGGCGGCUACAACGGUAACCGCUGGGGUGGGAACGGUCGUGAGGCGGGGUCGGCCCCGAGGGGAGGGUACAACCGCCCGGCGCCCUACAGCAAGGGGGGAUACAACCAGAGCUACACCCCCAGCAGCUAUAAUCAAGGCAACUACCAACAGGGUUACAACUACAGUCAGUACCCAGGAUACAGCCAAACUCAGAGUUACAGCGAGACUACGCCAGCUACCGCAGGACAGACCUACAGCCAAACUCAGAGUUACAGCGAGACUACGCCAGCUACCGCAGGACAGACCUACAGCCAAACUCAGAGUUACAACCAGCAGUACCAGCAGUAUGCCCAGCAGUGGCAGCAGUACUACCAGAACCAGUCUCAGUGGAACCAGUACUACGGCCAGUAUGGGAACUAUGCUGCGCAGGGGCAGGGUCAACAAGGUCAGGGUUCACAGGGGCAGGGAGGUCAUGGGGCAUCAGGUUCCUCCCAGUAACCUCUGACCUCUAACCUCUACAGCAGGGGUCAACGAAAGGCGGUUUAUGGCUCACAAUAAAAUGAAUUGUUCCCACCAAAAAA